This is a messenger RNA of Saccostrea echinata, 1846 nucleotides long. RefSeq lists its product as uncharacterized. The transcript has 9 exons. The coding region runs from base 1 to 1581 and encodes 526 amino acids. The record is from RefSeq and is a predicted model, not a curated record. Lineage: Eukaryota; Metazoa; Mollusca; Bivalvia; Ostreida; Ostreidae.
AUGGUCGCCCAGUCUCCAGCACUGAGGAAGUCAACCCUAAUGUCACCAGGUGUACUGUGUAUCCUUCUCAACCAAGGACAAGGAUACAACAACAGAUUGCCUAUGUCCCAAGCAUUUGUAAUGACCAAGACCCAAGCUUGUUUUGCCAAGUUCAAGACUGAUCCCACACAUGUACAGCCUCAAGUGACCUUAAAUGAACUAAGGUCAGGACAGACCCUACCAUGGGCAUCCAUCCGGCAGCAGGGUCAGGAUACCAUACUGCAAAUGCAAACAGAAUACAAUGAUCAGUCUACUGUACAACAGCUGAUCUUAAACAGCCAAGGAAAUAUUCAUCCCUCAGCUCAGAAUGCUUUUGCUGUCCAAGUUCUAAACCCGACUUUGACACAGGCAAAGCUACAACAGCCUAUCUCUGCAAAUGAACUUAUAUUACCUACGAAUGUUGAGGUUCAAGGCUUUAUCCCAACAUUUGUGUCAAAUGAAUGGGUUAUGGGAACAGGGCUACAAGUUCCUACCAACAGCAUCAGUAUUCCAUCAGUUGCUGGAGUGUAUGACAAGACUAUUCAUCUACCAACCCAAACAAUCUAUGGGGAUGGUAAUUACUCACCUGUAAUGACACCCACUUGUAAUGUAGCAACAACCGGACUAUCAGCUGACUAUCUCCAGAGAUGUUCUGCUGUACAGCUUGAAUCAUGGAGUGUGAGCCCACAGAGUGUACCCACAUUUGUGGCACCAAUGGAGGCACAAACAAAAACUAGGCCAAAAAAGUCAAAGAAAAAGACUCCUACAAAUGUCUCUCAAAGACAACAUGCAAAUGCAGAAAUGGGAAAACAAACUUCCAACAGUUCAAUGGCAAAAGGUAGUAGAAAUCUGGCUAAAAUGGAAGUGAGACCCAUGCAGCAGACCACUGGGGGACAAAUGGAAGCAACACUGCAUCAGACUCAGAGUCAGAAUUCUGCCCCAAAUUCUGUAACUCAGAAAGGUGGCAAGAAGGGAGUCAAACGCAUUGUUGUUCCACCCAAAGUUCAAACAGAUCCAGUGGAAUAUCCUCCAUAUGUUGCCAGAAUUAUGAGGAUCCUGAACAGACAAAAACAGGGUCAUGGGGAAUCUACUGAUGAUAAAAAGGAAAGUGUUGAUUCCACUCCAAAACAAAUGACCACUGCUGGUAGAAAUGAUGAGGACAGAACUGAUUUUACUCCUAAUCAAGCUACUACUGCUGACAAAAAAGUAAUUGACACUGUGAACUCAAGUCUUAAACAAAAGGGACAACAAAGUGUUGUAUCAAGAACUCCUGUGCCAUCAAAGCAGUCUGCCCAGGAACAAAAGCAUAAGUCCUUGUCUGGUAGUACUGUCCAGAAGGUCAUUGAGAAAUGUAGCCAGUUGAAAUCUGGGUCCAAACAAGAGCCAUUGUCUAUUAGAAAGACACUCCCAGAGAACUACAGACCAGUGGUUAACACAACCCUGUUGUUAGAUGACUUGUUACCUGACAGUUUUACUCUGUUGGAAGCAGACAAUUUCUAUGGACCAGAGAUUCUUGUCACUUCUGACUCUCACUGCUUUGUGGCGUCUGUGCCUUUCUUCUAACUGGACAAUAGAGACUUCUGAAUGUGGAGAGUGUGGACAUUUAGUGAUGAAACAUUUUCUUAGUGAAAUUACAACCGCAGUCUUUCAUUAAAAACUUCUGUGAUAAUUAUUUUGAAAGGACUUUCAAUUUAUUUUAUAUUUUUUGAUCCCAAUUGAUUUCAGGCAUAUGACCUCUAUAUGGGAUCAACAUUUUAUUUAAGAGCACAUAGGCCAUUAUAGUAUGUGUAUUGUAAUUCAGUGCUUUUAAAUUCCUUUUUUAUGAUCA